AUGGGAGCUGAGAACUCCUCUGUGACAGAGUUUAUCCUUGCAGGCCUAACCAACCAGCCGAGACUCCAGAUCCCUCUCUUCUUCCUGUUUCUGGGUUCCUAUGUGGUCACCAUGGUGGGGAACCUGGGCCUGAUAACCCUGAUUGGGCUGAAUUCUCACCUACACACCCCCAUGUACUUUUUCCUCUUCAACUUGUCCUUCAUAGAUUUCUGCUAUUCUACUGUUAUCACGCCCAAGAUGCUGAUGAGUUUUGUCUUGAGAAAGAACAUCAUCUCCUAUGCAGGGUGUAUGACUCAGCUCUUCUUCUUUCUUUUCUUUGUCGUCUCUGAGUCCUUCAUCCUGUCAGCAAUGGCAUAUGACCGGUACGCCGCCAUCUGUAACCCACUUGUGUACACAGCCACCAUGUCUCUUCAGGUCUGCUUAUUCCUCCUGUUGGGUGUCUAUGUGAUGGGGUUUGCUGGGGCCAUGGCCCACACAGCAUGCAUGGUAAGACUGACCUUCUGCACCAACAAUCUGGUUAACCACUACAUGUGUGACAUCCUUCCCCUUCUUGAGCGUUCUUGCACCAGCACCUAUGUAAAUGAGCUGGUAGUUUUUGUUGUUGUGGGCAUUGAUAUUGGUGUGCCUACAGUUACCAUCUUCAUUUCUUAUGCCCUCAUCCUCUCCAGCAUUCUCCGUAUUCAUUCUACCAAGGGCAGGUCCAAAGCCUUUAGCACCUGCAGCUCCCACAUAAUUGCGGUUUCUCUCUUCUUUGGGUCAGCAUUUAUGUACCUCAAACCAUCCUCUCUUUUACCUAUGAAUCAGGGGAAAGUGUCCUUGUUCUACACCAUUGUUGUGCCCAUGCUCAACCCGCUAAUCUAUAGCUUGAGGAAUAAGGACGUCAAAGUUGCUCUGAAGAAAACAUUGAGCAAAAAACCAUUCUCUUGA
Leptonychotes weddellii (Weddell seal) is the source of this 927-nucleotide messenger RNA. RefSeq names its product olfactory receptor 8B8-like. Gene Ontology annotation, biological process: G protein-coupled receptor signaling pathway. Gene Ontology annotation, cellular component: membrane. Lineage: Eukaryota; Metazoa; Chordata; Mammalia; Carnivora; Phocidae. Gene Ontology annotation, molecular function: olfactory receptor activity; G protein-coupled receptor activity. The record is from RefSeq and is a predicted model, not a curated record.